AUGGCUUCAUCAUCAUCAUCGUAUCAACAUGCUCAACCAAUCCCAGCUACAGAUAGACUAGUUUCAGUACUAGUAAAUUUGAUUCCGUUCUUGAACGGGUUAAAAUAUGGAACUUAUUUAUUCCACAAAUACCCUAUAUUAGAACUACCAUUUAAUCCACUUAUACCAUUGCUGGAAUUCUACAAAGCAAUACCUGGUAUAUUUAUACUCUUAACUCUUUACCUUGGGAUUAUUAGAGACAGGAAUUUUAGUAGGUUUGUGAGGUUUAAUUCACAACAAGCUUUGGUAAUGGAGAUCAUGGUUCUGGUUCCUGAAUUGGCUAAGAAAGUACUAGUGGGUGCCGAUACAAUGGAACAGAUUGGGUUUAAGUUUGAAUUGUUGAAACUUAGUCAUGAUGUUACGUUUAUUCUGACCGUGGCCGCGUUUGUUUAUGCGGUUUACAAGUGUGUUCUUGGGAGGAUACCUAAGUUUCCUGGUAUUAGUCAUGCUGUUGAGUGGCAGAUUUUCGCUAUUGAUAGGCAACUCUGA
Messenger RNA from Papaver somniferum (opium poppy), 528 nucleotides. Its product is annotated as protein TIC 20-II, chloroplastic-like. Lineage: Eukaryota; Viridiplantae; Streptophyta; Magnoliopsida; Ranunculales; Papaveraceae. The coding region runs from base 1 to 528 and encodes 175 amino acids. The transcript has a single exon. The record is from RefSeq and is a predicted model, not a curated record.